Molecule: messenger RNA, 11385 nt
Organism: Drosophila yakuba
Lineage: Eukaryota; Metazoa; Arthropoda; Insecta; Diptera; Drosophilidae
Gene: LanA
Product: laminin subunit alpha
Exons: 15
Coding region: 207-11339 (3710 amino acids)
Biological process (GO): cell adhesion; regulation of embryonic development; regulation of cell migration
Molecular function (GO): signaling receptor binding
Source: RefSeq, a predicted model, not a curated record
CUCGAGAAGAGCCAUCCAGUGCGGUUGGAUGAGCUCCCCCCAAAGGAAUACGAAAAUAAUAGUGAAGAAAGUGAAAUACAGCAUACAGCAGAUAAGAAAGUGAAAUACAUAAGAGUGAACCGGGAAAGAAAGAGAUAGAACCGGAAGUGGUCCGUGGAGAAAGGACAGUUCGUUAUCGCAGCGCGGGUGCUUGAACUCUCGGCACAAUGGGGCACGGAGUGGCCUCCAUUGGGGCUCUGCUGGUGAUCCUGGCCAUCUCAUAUUGCCAGGCGGAGCUGACGCCGCCAUAUUUCAAUUUGGCCACGGGCAGGAAGAUUUAUGCCACAGCUACGUGUGGCCAGGAUACGGAUGGACCCGAGCUCUACUGUAAGCUCGUGGGAGCCAAUACGGAACACGAUCAUAUUGACUACUCAGUUAUCCAGGGACAGGUUUGCGAUUACUGCGAUCCCUCGGUGCCGGAGAGGAACCAUCCGCCAGAGAACGCGAUCGAUGGCACCGAGGCCUGGUGGCAGAGUCCUCCGUUGUCCAGGGGCAUGAAAUUCAAUGAAGUCAAUUUGACCAUCAACUUCGAACAGGAAUUCCAUGUGGCCUAUUUGUUCAUCCGCAUGGGCAACUCCCCUCGUCCGGGUCUCUGGACGCUGGAGAAGUCCACUGAUUAUGGCAAGACCUGGACCCCUUGGCAGCACUUUUCCGAUACUCCCGCCGAUUGUGAGACGUACUUUGGCAAGGACACCUACAAGCCAAUUACCCGCGACGACGACGUCAUCUGCACCACUGAGUACUCAAAGAUUGUGCCGCUGGAGAACGGCGAGAUUCCCGUGAUGCUGCUAAAUGAGCGACCCAGCUCUACCAACUACUUCAACUCUACGGUGCUGCAGGAAUGGACUCGUGCCACCAACGUCAGGAUUCGUCUGCUUCGUACCAAGAAUCUUCUGGGACAUCUGAUGUCUGUGGCUCGACAAGAUCCCACGGUCACGCGUCGCUACUUCUACUCGAUCAAGGACAUCUCGAUCGGAGGAAGGUGCAUGUGCAACGGACACGCAGACACCUGUGACGUCAAGGAUCCAAAGAGUCCAGUCCGCAUUCUCGCUUGCCGUUGCCAGCAUCACACAUGCGGCAUCCAGUGUAACGAGUGCUGUCCAGGAUUCGAGCAGAAAAAGUGGCGCCAAAACACCAAUGCCCGGCCCUUCAACUGCGAACCCUGCAACUGUCAUGGCCACAGCAACGAGUGCAAGUACGAUGAGGAAGUGAACCGCAAAGGACUGUCCCUGGACAUUCACGGACACUACGAUGGUGGUGGUGUUUGCCAGAAUUGUCAACACAACACCGUGGGAAUUAACUGCAACAAGUGCAAACCAAAAUACUACAGACCCAAGGGCAAGCACUGGAACGAGACCGAUGUCUGCAGCCCAUGUCAAUGCGACAACUUCUUCUCCACCGGACACUGCGAGGAAGAGACCGGAAACUGUGAGUGCCGUGCUGCCUUCCAGCCACCAAGCUGCGACUCCUGCGCCUACGGAUACUAUGGCUACCCCAAUUGCCGAGAGUGCGAGUGUAACUUGAACGGAACCAAUGGCUACCACUGCGAGGCGGAAAGCGGACAGCAGUGUCCGUGCAAGAUCAACUUUGCGGGCGCCUACUGUAAGCAGUGCGCCGAAGGAUACUACGGAUUCCCCGAGUGCAAGGCAUGCGAGUGCAACAAGAUCGGCUCGAUUACCAACGACUGCAAUGUGACAACUGGAGAGUGCAAGUGCUUGACCAAUUUUGGAGGCGACAACUGCGAGCGCUGCAAGCACGGAUACUUCAACUACCCCACUUGCUCAUACUGCGACUGCGACAACCAGGGCACGGAGUCCGAGAUCUGCAACAAGCAGUCUGGCCAGUGCAUCUGCCGUGAGGGCUUUGGGGGUCCCAGAUGUGAUCAGUGCUUGCCAGGAUUCUACAACUAUCCGGACUGCAAGCCCUGCAACUGCUCCAGCACUGGUAGUUCGGCGAUCACCUGCGACAACACCGGCAAAUGUAACUGCCUCAACAACUUUGCCGGAAAACAGUGCACGCUCUGUACUGCCGGAUACUAUAGCUAUCCCGAUUGUCUACCUUGUCACUGUGACUCUUACGGGUCUCAGGGAGUGUCCUGUAAUGCGGAUGGCCAGUGUCUGUGUCAGCCGAACUUCGACGGACGUCAGUGCGAUUCGUGUAAGGAGGGCUUUUACAACUUCCCCAGCUGCGAGGACUGCAACUGUGAUCCUGCGGGAGUGAUCGAUAAGUUCGCCGGAUGCGGAUCGGUGCCCGUUGGUGAGCUGUGCAAGUGCAAGGAGCGAGUGACGGGCAGGAUUUGCAAUGAGUGCAAGCCAUUGUACUGGAACCUGAACAUUAGCAAUACGGAGGGAUGUGAGAUUUGCGAUUGUUGGACAGAUGGUACUAUAUCCGCCCUGGACACCUGUACCUCCAAGUCCGGGCAGUGUCCCUGCAAGCCGCAUACUCAGGGCAGGCGCUGCCAGGAGUGUCGAGAUGGAACCUUCGAUCUGGACAGUGCCUCGCUGUUUGGCUGCAAGGAUUGCAGUUGCGAUGUGGGCGGCUCGUGGCAAAGUGUUUGCGACAAGGUCAGCGGCCAGUGCAAGUGUCAUCCCAGGAUUACGGGUCUGGCAUGUACCCAGCCACUGACCACCCACUUCUUCCCAACGCUGCAUCAGUUCCAGUACGAGUACGAGGAUGGAACACUCCCAUCGAGCACUCAGGUGCGAUAUGAUUACGAUGAGGCGGCAUUCCCCGGAUUUAGCAGCAAGGGCUAUGUAGUGUUCAACGCUAUUCAGAACGAUGUUCGCAACGAAGUCAAUGUCUUUAAGUCAUCGCUGUACCGGAUUGUGCUUCGAUAUGUGAAUCCUAAUGCCGAGAAUAUCACUGCCACCAUUUCGGUCACCUCGGACAAUCCUUUGGAGGUGGAUCAGCACGUAAAGGUACUACUGCAACCCACAUCGGAACCGCAGUUUGUCACUGUUGCUGGGCCCUUGGGAGUGAAACCCUCAGCCAUUGUUUUGGAUCCGGGUCGUUAUGUCUUUACCACCAAGGCCAACAAAAAUGUGAUGCUUGAUUACUUUGUCCUGCUACCCGCUGCUUACUACGAAGCCGGAAUUCUAACACGUCACAUCUCGAAUCCCUGUGAACUGGGCAACAUGGAGUUGUGCCGUCACUACAAGUACGCCUCUGUCGAGGUGUUCUCACCAGCAACAACUCCAUUCGUCAUCGGUGAAAACUCCAAGCCGACUAAUCCCGUCGAGGUGUACACUGAUCCGGAGCACCUUCAGAUUGUCAGUCAUGUUGGCGAUAUUCCCGUACUGAGCGGAUCCCAAAAAGAGCUGCAUUACAUCGUGGAUGUGCCACGAAGUGGCAAAUAUAUCUUCGUGAUUGACUAUAUCAGCGACAGGAACUAUCCCGACAGUUACUACAUCAACUUAAAACUGAAAGAUAGUCCAGAUUCCGAGACAUCCGUGCUGUUAUAUCCAUGCUUAUACUCCACUAUUUGCCGAACAUCAGUCAAUGAGGAUGGUAUGGAGAAGUCCUUUUACAUUAACAAGGACGACUUGCAGCCAGUCAUCAUCUCUGCUGACAUCGACGACGGUUCCCGUUUCCCGAUUAUCUCGGUGACCGCCAUUCCAGUCGAGCAAUGGUCAAUUGACUACAUCAACCCCAGUCCCGUCUGUGUGAUCCAUGAUCAGCAAUGCGCCACGCCGAAGUUCCGUUCCGUGCCCGAUUCCAAGAAGAUCGAGUUCGAAACUGAUCACGAGGACCGCAUUGCCACCAACAAACCGCCAUAUGCCUCACUCGAUGAACGAGUUAAGCUGGUUCACUUAGACAGUCUGAAUGAGGGAACCAUCGUGAUUGAGUCAAAGGUUGAUGCGACAAAACCGAAUCUAUUUGUGAUCCUCGUGAAGUACUACCAACCGAGCCAUCCCAAAUACCAGGUGUACUACACUUUGACGGCGGGCAAGAAUCAGUAUGAUGGCAAGUUCGACAUUCAGCACUGCCCUUCGAGUUCCGGAUGCCGCGGUGUGAUUCGCCCCGCCGGCGAGGGCUCAUUUGAGAUUGACGACGAGUUUAAGUUCACGAUUACAACCGAUCGAUCCCAGAGUGUUUGGCUCGACUACCUGGUGGUGGUGCCUCUGACACAGUACAAUGAUGAUCUACUGGUGGAGGAGACCUUUGACCAGACCAAGGAGUUCAUUCAGAACUGCGGCCACGACCACUUCCACAUUACGCACAAUGCUAGUGACUUCUGUAAGAAAUCCGUUUUCUCUCUAACCGCCGACUACAAUAGUGGAGCACUGCCCUGCAAUUGCGACUACGCCGGUUCCACGAGCUUCGAGUGUCAUCCGUUUGGAGGCCAGUGUCAGUGCAAACCGAAUGUGAUUGAGAGAACGUGCGGAGCCUGCCGCAGCAGAUACUACGGAUUCCCCGACUGCAAGCCAUGCAAGUGUCCCAAUAGCGCCAUGUGCGAGCCCUCCACCGGCGAGUGCAUGUGCCCGCCCAAUGUCAUUGGAGAUCUGUGCGAGAAGUGCGCCCCCAACACUUACGGAUUCCAUCAGGUGAUUGGCUGCGAAGAGUGCGCAUGCAACCCCAUGGGCAUUGCCAAUGGAAACGCCCAGUGCGAUCUGUUCAAUGGAACCUGCAGUUGCCGCGAAAAUAUCGAGGGCAGGGCCUGUGAUGUAUGCACCAAUGGAUACUUUAACUUCCCGCACUGCGAGCAGUGCAGUUGCCACAGGCCAGGCACCGAACUGGAGGUGUGUGACAAGGUCGAUGGCGAAUGCUUUUGCAAGAAGAAUGUGGUUGGCAGGGAUUGUGACCAGUGUGACGAUGGAACGUACAAUCUGCAGGAGUCGAAUCCGGAGGGUUGCACCACCUGCUUCUGCUUUGGCAAGUCUUCACGCUGCGACAGUGCUUAUCUUCGAGUUUACAAUGUGAGCAUGCUUAAGGAUAUACUCAUCAGUACUCCUGAAUUCCGCGAGGAGAGCAUCAAGUUUGAGAUCUGGCCCGUGACGGAUGAACUUCUUGUAAAUGAGACCACGAUGAAGGCAGAUUUUACUUUGCGAGAGGUCAACGAUGAACGACCUGCGUACUUUGGAGUCCUGGACCGUCUGCUUAACCAAAAUAAUCACAUCACUGCUUAUGGCGGAGAUUUGGCUUAUACUUUACACUUCACUUCUGGCUUUGAUGGCAAAUACAUUGUGGCUCCGGAUGUCAUUUUGUUCAGUGAACACAAUGUCCUGGUGCAUACGAGUUAUGAGCAGCCCAGCAGAAAUGAACCAUUCACCAAUCGCGUCAAUAUAGUGGAAUCGAAUUUCCAAACCGUUUCCGGAAAACCAGUUUCCCGAGCUGAUUUUAUGAUGGUUCUGCGGGAUCUAAAAAUGAUCUUCAUCAGAGCCAACUAUUGGGAACAGACCUUGGUGACCCACUUGGCCGAUGUCUAUCUAACCCUAGCCGAUGAGGAUGAGGAAGGCACUAGCUAUAACCAAUUCCUGGCCGUGGAGCGCUGCUCCUGCCCACCUGGUUACUCCGGACUAUCGUGCGAGGACUGCGCCCCGGGCUACUAUCGAGAUCCCAGUGGACCUUAUGGUGGUUACUGCAUUCCCUGCGAGUGCAAUGGCCAUUCGGAGACCUGCGAUUGUGCUACCGGAAUCUGUACGAAGUGCCAGCAUGGAACUAAGGGUGAUCACUGUGAGGAGUGUGUGUCCGGCUACUAUGGAAACGCCACGAAUGGAACACCGGGAGAUUGUAUGAUCUGCGCGUGCCCUCUGCCAUUUGACUCGAACAACUUUGCCGACAGUUGCGAAAUCUCCGAGAGCGGAGACCAAAUCCAUUGUGAGUGCAAACCCGGAUACACCGGUCCACGUUGUGAAUCUUGCGCCAAUGGAUUCUACGGACAGCCAGAGAACUUGGGAGAGGUGUGCAAGCCGUGCGAGUGUUCCGGUAACAUUAAUCCGGAGGAUCAGGGAUCUUGCGACACCAGGACCGGUGAAUGUCUGCGCUGCUUGAAUAACACCUUCGGAGCUGCCUGUAAUCUGUGUGCACCUGGCUUCUACGGCGAUGCCAUCAAGCUAAAGAACUGCCAGAGCUGUGACUGCGAUGAUCUGGGCACCCAGGAGUGCGAUCCCUAUGUGGGCGUCUGCACCUGUCACGAGAACGUCAUUGGCGAGCGUUGCGAUCGCUGCAAGCCGGAUCACUAUGGAUUCGAGUCGGGUGUUGGCUGCCGAGCCUGCGACUGCGGUGCUGCCUCCAAUUCGACGCAGUGCGAUCCGCACACUGGUCACUGUGCCUGCAAGUCGGGAGUGACAGGACGACAAUGCGAUCGAUGCGCCGUAGACCAUUGGAAAUACGAACAGGACGGGUGCACGCCGUGCAAUUGCAAUCAGGGAUACUCUCGAGGAUUCGGUUGCAAUCCCAACACCGGCAAGUGCCAGUGUUUGCCUGGAGUAAUUGGAGAUAGAUGCGACGCUUGCCCGAAUCGAUGGGUACUGAUCAAGGAUGAGGGCUGCCAGGAGUGCAACAACUGUCACCACGCCCUGUUGGAUGUCACUGAUCGAAUGCGCUAUCAGAUCGAUAGUGUCCUUGAGGAUUUCAACAGUGUAACCCUGGCCUUCUUCACCAGUCAAAAAUUAAACUAUUACGACCAGUUGGCCGAUGAACUGGAGCCCAAGGUUAAGCUACUGGAUCCCAACAGUGUGGACCUGAAUCCAUCCAAAAAGGCCAACAGCGAAUUGGAAUCAGAUGCCAAGUCCUAUGCCAAACAGGUAAACCAAACCCUGGCCAACGCCUUGGAUAUCCGUGAGCGAUCGAGCACCACCUUGGGUAACAUAACAGUGGCUUAUGAUGAGGCGGUCAAGAGUGCCGACCAGGCCAAGGAGGCCAUCGCUUCGGUAGAAGCUCUAUCCAAGAAUCUUGAGGCGGCAGCAAGCACAAAGAUUGAUGCUGCUCUAGAGCAAGCCCAACACAUUUUGGGACAAAUCAACGGAACAAGUAUUGAACUUACACCCAAUGAAGAAGUUUUGAAAAAGGCCAGAAAACUCUAUGAGGAAGUGAACACUCUCGUUUCGCCCAUCAAGGAGCAAAACAAGAGCCUCAAUGUACUCAAGAAUGAUAUCGGAGAAUUUAGUGACCAUCUGGAGGAUCUUUUCAACUGGAGCGAGGACUCCCACGCCAAGUCCGCCGACGUCGAGCGCAGGAAUGUGGCCAACCAGAAGGCCUUUAACAACUCCAAAUUCGAUACCGUUUCGGAGCAAAAGCUACAGGCAGAGAAGAACAUCAAUGAUGCGGGCAAUUUCCUCAUCAAUGGCGAUCUGACGCUCAGUCAAAUCAAUCAGAAGUUGGAUAGCUUGAGAGAUGCUCUCACUGAGCUCAAUGCGGUCAACAAAAAUGUGGACGAAGAAUUACCCGUGAGAGAGGAGCAGCACAAGGAGGCGGAUGCCCUGACCGAUCAGGCCGAACAGAAGGCGGCCGAACUGGCCAUCAAGGCACAGGAUCUGGCUGCACAAUACACGGAUAUGACCGCCAGUGCGGAGCCGGCCAUUAAGGCGGCCACUGCCUACUCGGGAAUCGUUGAGGCCGUUGAAGCUGCCCAAAAAUUCAGCCAGGAUGCCAUUUCUGCAGCCGGAAAUGCCACCGAUAAGACAGAUGGCAUUGAAGGCAGAGCUCAUCUUGCCGACACUGAUUCUACCAAUCUUCUCCAGAAAGCCCGCCAGUCUCUGCAGAAAGUGCAAGAUGACCUGGAGCCACGUCUGAACGCGUCGGCUGGCAAGGUGCAGCAAAUCUCAGAUUUGAACACUGCCACCAAGAACCAGUUGUCGGAUAUUGACGUUCUGAUCGAUCAACUGCCAGCUGAGUCUCAGAGGGAUAUGUGGAAGAACUCGAAUGCCAAUGCCAGUGAUGCCCUGGAGAUCCUAAAGAACGUACUUGAGAUACUGGAACCAGUGAGUGUCCAAACGCCAAAGGAACUCGAAAAGGCGCAUGGCAUCAAUAGGGAUUUGGAUCUGACCAAUAAGGACGUAUCUCAAGCUAACAAACAGUUGGAUGACGUUGAAGGAUCCGUGUCGAAACUAAACGAACUGGCCGAGGAUAUCGAGGAACAGCAGCACCGAGUGGGCACUCAGAGCCGCCAGUUGGGCCAGGAAAUUGAGAAUUUGAAGGCCCAAGUGGAGGCCGCACGCCAGUUGGCCAACAGCAUCAAGGUGGGCGUCAAUUUCAAGCCAAGCACGAUCCUGGAGCUGAAGACACCAGAAAAGACCAAGCUGCUGGCCACUCGCACCAAUCUAUCGACCUACUUCCGCACCACCGAGCCAUCCGGUUUCCUCUUAUAUCUGGGCAAUGACAACAAGACCGCCCAGAAGAACAACGACUUCGUGGCCGUUGAGAUUGUGAAUGGCUAUCCAAUUCUCACUAUUGAUUUGGGCAAUGGUCCGGAACGCAUCACCAGCGAUAAGUACGUGGCAGAUGGCCGCUGGUAUCAGGCUGUUGUGGAUCGCAUGGGUCCGAAUGCCAAGCUCACAAUUAGGGAGGAAUUACCCAAUGGUGAUGUGGCUGAGCACAGCAAGUCUGGCUAUCUUGAGGGAUCUCAGAAUAUACUCCACGUGGAUAAGAACAGUCGCCUAUUUGUGGGCGGAUAUCCUGGUAUUUCGGACUUCAAUGCUCCGCCAGACUUGACCACUAACUCUUUCUCCGGCGACAUUGAGGAUCUAAAGAUUGGCGACGAAAGCGUGGGAUUGUGGAACUUUGUUUAUGGCGAUGAUAACGAGCAGGGAGCCCGCGAGCGGGAUGUGCUGCUCGAGAAGAAGAAGCCGGUUACUGGACUCCGGUUCAAGGGUAAUGGAUACGUCCAAUUGAAUGCCACAUCAAACUUGAAGAGCCGCUCCAGCAUCCAGUUCAGCUUCAAGGCGGACAAGGAUACUUCCAAUGGACUGCUGUUCUUCUACGGCAGGGAUAAGCACUACAUGAGCAUUGAGAUGAUUGACGGAGCUAUUUUCUUCAACAUUAGCUUGGGUGAAGGUGGAGGCGUUCAAUCCGGCAGCCAGGAUCGCUACAAUGACAACCAAUGGCACAAGGUCCAGGCGGAACGUGAAAAUCGAAACGGACUUCUUAAGGUCGACGACAUAGUGAUAUCCCGGACUAAUGCACCAUUGCAAGCGGACUUGGAGCUGCCCAAGCUGAGGAGAUUGUACUUCGGUGGUCAUCCAAGACGUCUGAAUACCUCGAUAAGUUUGCAACCCAACUUUGAUGGCUGUAUCGAUAAUGUGGUGAUCAAUCAGGGAGUUGUGGACCUUACGGAAUACGUAACAGGCGGAGGAGUUGAGGAAGGUUGCUCGGCGAAGUUCUCUACGGUGGUGGCAUAUGCGCCGCAUGAGUACGGAUUCCUGAGGAUGAACAACGUUACCUCGGAUAACAGUCUGCAUGUCGUUUUGCACUUUAAGACCACACAACCGAAUGGAGUACUCUUCUAUGCCGCCAAUCAUGACCAGAGUUCCACCAUUGGCCUCAGCCUGCAAGAUGGUUUGCUGAAGCUCAACAGCAUGGGCAGUCAGUUGGUAAUCGACGAUCGUAUUCUGAACGACGGCGAAGAUCAUGUGGUUACAGUACAGCACACCCAAGGCGAACUGCGUCUCUCGGUCGAUGAUGUGGACAACAAAAGACUUGGUUCUCCAGAGCCGCUAAUCCUGGAGGGUGGUGACAUAUUCUUUGCUGGCUUGCCGGACAACUAUCGAACACCCAGGAACGCAUUGGCCUCUCUGGCCUACUUUGUCGGUUGCAUCAGUGAUGUAACUGUGAACGAGGAGAUCAUUAACUUUGCCAAUAGUGCUGAGAAGAAGAAUGGCAACAUCAACGGUUGUCCACCCCAUGUACUAGCCUACGAACCAAGUUUGGUGCCCAGCUAUUAUCCAAGUGGAGACAACGAGGUGGAGUCUCCGUGGUCAAACGCUGACACACUGCCGCCACUUAAGCCAGACAUAGAAACCACAUUACCACCCACAACGCCUACAACGACCACCACGACAACUACCACAACAACUACGACCACUACUUCAACAACGACCACUACCACGACCCCAUCCCCGGUAACCAUUGACGAAGACAAGGAGAUCGAGGCGAAGACACCGCAAAGGACGCUAACAACCCGGCCACCAGCCAAGCUGAAUCUUCCCAGCGAUGAGCGCUGCAAGUUGCCGGAGCAACCCAACUUCGAUGUUGGUUUUGCAGAGGCGGGUUACCGAUUCUAUGGACUACGGGAGCAGCGCCUGCAGAUUAAUUCACUGCCGGUAAAGGUACGCCGUCACCAUGACAUUGGCAUCUCCUUCCGCACUGAGCGACCCAACGGCUUGCUCAUCUAUGCCGGAAGUAAGCAACGCGAUGACUUCAUAGCCGUGUAUCUUCUGGAUGGUCGGGUGACAUACGAGAUACGGGUGGGUGCACAGCUGCAGGCCAAGAUUACCAGCGAGGCGGAUCUAAACGAUGGCACCUGGCACACCGUAGAGGUGCUGCGAACGCAACGCAAGGUUACCCUGCUCAUCGACAAGUUGGAGCAGCCGGGAUCCGUGGAUCUGAAUGCGGAAAGAUCUGCGCCGGUACUGAAUGUCGAGUUGCCCAUCUAUCUGGGUGGCGUUAACAAGUUCCUGGAGUCGGAGGUUAAGAACCUAACCGAUUUCAAAACCGAAGUGCCGUUCUUUAACGGAUGCCUGAAGAACAUCAAGUUUGAUGCUAUGGAUCUGGAAACGCCACCGGAGGAGUUUGGUGUGGUACCGUGCUCCGAGCAGGUGGAACGCGGGUUGUUCUUCAACAACCAGAAGGCGUUUGUUAAGAUCUUUGAUCACUUCGAUGUUGGCACUGAGAUGAAGAUCAGCUUUGAUUUCCGACCAAGGGAUCCCAACGGCUUGCUCUUCUCUGUGCACGGCAAGAACUCCUAUGCCAUUCUCGAGCUGGUAGACAACACCCUGCACUUCACGGUGAAGACCGAUCUGAAGAACAUUGUGUCCACCAACUAUAAGCUGCCCAACAACGAAAGCUUCUGCGAUGGCAAGACGCGCAAUGUCCAGGCUAUCAAGUCCAAGUUUGUGAUCAACAUAGCCGUGGACUUUAUUAGCUCCAAUCCCGGCGUGGGCAACGAAGGAUCAGUGAUCACAAGGACUAAUCGUCCGCUCUUCUUUGGCGGACAUGUGGCCUUCCAAAGGGCGCCGGGCAUCAAGACCAAGAAGUCCUUUAAGGGCUGCAUCAGCAAGGUGGAGGUUAACCACAGGAUGAUCAACAUCACGCCGAACAUGGUUGUUGGCGAUAUUUGGCAGGGCUACUGUCCCCUCAACUAAUGAAGAUCUUCGAAACGACUUAAGGACCUAUGAUUUAUUUUGCCCA